Molecule: messenger RNA, 754 nt
Organism: Ostrea edulis (European flat oyster)
Lineage: Eukaryota; Metazoa; Mollusca; Bivalvia; Ostreida; Ostreidae
Exons: 4
Coding region: 142-516 (124 amino acids)
Source: RefSeq, a predicted model, not a curated record
UUCCGGUGACAAAAUGACGAUGAAAACCUUGACAAAUGACGAUGAAAUAUGAUAAAUCAACACCAGAAAGGUAAUUUAAGCCGUGUUUAAAGACAGCAAAACAGGAUUCGGAUAUUUCAAUUUCAGCCUCACGAAUAAACGAUGAGGUUGGAAGAAAUCUGGCUCGUUCUGAUUUUGGCUGUGAUGGUCACAGAGAUUGUGGAGAGUAGGAAACAGUAUGAGUUUAAACAAUAUACAUUCAGGAAAAAGAGGGACGACAGAAGAUAUAAGAAUGCCAAAGCUUUGUGUGACGUUCGGCAAGACUGUCUGUCUAAGUUUGGAGUUGAGCAGACAGCAUGUGUCAGGAAGUGUAUCUCCAGCCUCUGUUACAGUCAGAUCUACGAAGCUGACCCGUUAGAGGAGGGGGAGAUAGAUGUCAGAUUGAACUCCUUUAAGGGCUGUCUGUCCCAAGACAAAACCAACCAAAACACAGAAAAACUGCCAGGGGAGGUUAAUCACGAUCUAGGCUUGGGAUAGACAUUUCAUUUCAACCUUUUCUUCAACAUUAUGGAGGCUGGCAUGCAUUGUUUGUGAAUGAAUGUUUGUUUAUCUGUAUUCAGUAACAGACAGUGAAUGUACUGAUAUAUGUAUAGUGAAAGAACCUAAAAUUAUACAUGAUGAAUGCUGGAUCUAUAUAAAUUGUAUUCAUAUGUGUGUGCAGAUUUAUAUGAUUUACAUUUGCAAUUAAAUAAUUAAAGAAAAAUUUCAAUUGGUA